GUUCAAGCACCGAGGAGCCCUCCAAUUUUUUUAUUCUGUUUCUUACCACAGCAAGCUUUUCCACCGUUGCUGCUUGUUCGGAACUCGCAAGGCGCACGCGGUCGUGGUGACUGAGCCCAGCUCACCGACGGUGACCUGGUGCGAGCGAGCUGAGCCGCAGCCGACCUCCGCGCGCGUCACCCAGUCCAAUCCAAUCCAGUCCAGUCCAGUCGCAAUCCAAUCCAAUCCAAUCCAGUUCUGUCCGGUCCAGUUCAAUCCAGGCCCCCGCCGCCGUCGGGACGGGGUUGGACGUUCAGCCCUGCUGGCCAGUUCCGUGAGUUUGACGUACGCGCCCGUCGGGUGACGUAGCAGAGCUCGACCUGCUCGACGCUCCCAGACUCUGCGAAGGUACGCACAAGCACGGCGUUGCACAGCGCAUGUGCCCCCAAUGCUGUUCGCCGUCACAUCACAAGCCCCAAUGCUGCCCCCCUUUGUCUUUGCCGCUCGUGUCUGCCUUUCUCAUGAGCCCGGCUUGCCGGCCGAGAGAGAAAAGUCCCGCAUGCACGCACGGCACGCACGCGCCCGGAUGCUGACCUUCGUCGCUGGGGGGGUUGUGUGUGUGUGCGCGCGCGUGUGUGUGUGUGGCCCCGUCGGUUUGCGCAACUAACGGGUGCUUGAGAGCGUCAUCAGUGUCUUCAUAAUCACCCUUUCCGUCCGUCUCUCUCUUCUCUCUCCUUACCCAGCCCGUCCGCCACGACCCUGCGCGUGCCUGCUGCUGCUGCUGCUGCUGCUCCUUGCUGCCACGAGUGGUGCGAGCGGUCGUCCCUGUCCGGGCGAAUCUUUGCUUCGGGAGAUCUUGAUUUUGACGACCCCGGCAAGUGUAAGAUCAACGUCAUCCGCUCGUAGUACUCGCUGCAUGGCCAGCACUUUUGGCCCUUUUCCAACCGGCCGGACACGAACAGGGCUGGCGUGAGUCGCGCAAGCGGAAAGUCGACAUUUUUGCGCCUUGUAUUUCUUUCAUAGCCUGCCUCCUCUUUUUGAGAUUCCCUAUGCGCGGCGCUGCAUAAUCUAUCCCCUCUGUACUUAUUAUGGCCGAAGCGGCUUCGUUGCCUGACAGACUCGCAAGACUGAAGAUGGCUCGAGCAGAAUCAUCCUCGUCCUACAACUCGAUACCCAAGGACGGCGCCAUGUUGACCGGCAAGCAAGAGCACUACCUCAAACGCGAGCUCAUCAGCCAGCAAGUGCGAUUCGAGAUCAAUGAGCUCAGCUCCCCAACCGCGCUGCAGCGCUUCGGAGCCCCCUUCAGAGGAGACAAGGGCGAGGUGGCACCGCAAGAUUCCGAAUUGCCCUUACUGCGGUAUAUGUUCGUGCACCAUGUGCGGACAUUCCCGUUUCUAAACCAGGCCAAAGAGAAGGAGUUUUGGCAAGACCGGGUGCAGACGUUCCUCGAGUCGUUUGCGACAAAGCAGAUCUCCUCGUCCGAUGACAGACUGGAAGAGUCGAAGAGACGCAAGCUUGCCAAGAAGGCGGAGAAGCUGGUGGAGAUCAUGAUGGUUUCGGGCAUACCGACGUCCUCUGGCUACGAGGAGCGCAUCCGCUUCUCCGAGAUGGAGGUCGUGGAUCGAGGUGCACAGGAACAAGGCCUGGUCGCGAAUACUCCUGAGGGUCACCCAAUCAACGGCUGGGAUGUUAACAUCGCGGGCGUGCGUAUGAACACUAUCAAGAAACGGUUCGGGAGAAGCGCCCACGAGGGCCAGUACAUUAUCCGUGUAAAGACAGCGGACAAGCCGGAGCACUACGUGAUACGAACGUACGAUGAUUUUAAGCAGAUGCACAGCAAGCUUCGUGUGGAGUUGGCUGGCAAAGUGUUGCCUCCUCUACCCAAAAGAAAUUCCUCAGACUACGUUAUGCCCAGCUUCAUUGACGACUCAGAAUCCAUGUCGUCCUUCUCCUCUGAAGACACGCUGCCUCAUGAUCAUGACGAGGCUCGACGGUCCAGAGGCCACUCUAUGAGCAGCGAGAUCGAUGGACUCAAGGUUGGUUCUUACGAGUCUAGCACGUCGCUACAUUUGGACCGUACCAAUGAUGCUGGCGACGACGGCAGGCUAAAGCCGGAAGGCUUUCGUGCUAAGAUAAAAGACAAAGCACACAAACGGCAAAGAUCAAUCGGGGCUGCCUUGUCACCUAAACCACCGGGUUCGCCCCGGUUGCCGGGUUCUCCAAAGUUGGCAGGUUCACCUCGAGGCUCUUCCGAUGCGCUUGUGCCUCCCAUAUUGUUUCGAGAAGCGCAGCGAGUAUCUCUGAGGGCGUCCCUCCGCAUCUUGCUUCAGAAUCAGCAUAUCGCCAGAUCAAGGUCCAUGCAGGACUUUCUGCUCAAAGACCCCGUGCAGCUCAACGAUGCCGAUCGGGUAGAUCUAGAACGUCGCAAGGCCGUGGAUGACAAGCGGAUAGAGGAGCAACGAAGGUUUUACGAGAUUGCGUCGAAGCGAGCCGCAGAGGUCGACGUGCACAUGGAGCGGUUUCGUCGCGACAUUAUCGAAAGCAAUGGCCUUCGCAAACUGUUUGCCUCAAUCAAGCAGUGCAACUCGAUAUCAGAGCUGCCACCUGAACAUAAGAAGGUGGCGGAGUGGCUUCGUAUUGAGGUCGCUGCUACUAUCUACCACCUCUUCUUGGCCGAGGAUAAUUCUGCCGAGCUCUUUAACCAGCUCAAGCGAAUACAUUCCCUGUUCCCUUAUACGAUUGUGAAAAACGUGAUGCGCUUUGCUAACCCAAUGGCCCUUUUCCCAAGAAUCUUGGACAUUUUCAUGGCCCAGCCGUUCGGUAAUCGCUCUUUGUUGCAACACAUGUUCGGCAUGGCGAUACAAGAAGGGAUUCACAACAUUCAAAAAUCCGUCACCGUACUUAUAACGCAACGGAUACAUGAGCCUGAUCUCCCGCAGGUGAUUCAACGAUAUGUGGAGGCGGAUGAUGUCGCUAAGGCAGAAGUAAAGUCGCUUGCGUUCUACGAGGACAUCGACAUCGUCUACGCUAUACUCAAGAAGUCGCAGGACGCGGAAUGGUGCAGCGAUAUAACCCUGAGCCACGACCAAAUGGCGCUUGCUGAGGAGGCACAUGCUGCCUGGAGGCAGGCCGUAGAGAACGUAGGGUCGACGAGAACGGCCGAGGCAGAAUUGUACGCGCAUUUGAAACAGCUCAUGAAACUCUACAUCCGGCAACGAGACAAAGUGAAGAUGCUCGAGAUGAUCAAUGAGCCAAACACGAUCAGAUUACUACGCAAUCUGCUUGAGAUCUUCUACGAACCGAUCAUGCGCGUCAUCAAAGCCGCCAAUGUCUACAACAGCGUAUCAGACCUGUCAAGUUUCGUGGACGACAUUGUCAGAACGGUUGAGGAAGCGCAGCGGCAGGGCUUCUCCGCCGAUCCUAACCAGACCGUGCAGGCCUUCAUCGACCUGUGCGCCCGGCAUGAAGAGGACUUUUACAAGUUUGUGCACGAAAUGCACAAGCAUGACAACGGUCUUUUCGAUGCGCUAAUGGGCCACAUCGAGGGUGUGCUGGACUUCCUGCGCAAAGGUCCCAAAGGCGGCUCUCUGGACAUGAACGGCCUCAUGCAGCAGGCCGUCGAGCAGGGCGUCGUAGAUUAUGACACAGCGAUCAAGGAGAUCAACGCGCUGAUCAAGUGGCAUAUCCAACGCAAACGUUGGCAUCAGGAGAAAACACGACAGAAGAUGGCUGAGGCCGAGAACUCGGGCGCCAGUGGCGUGGCGUUGCCAGGUUUCAAUAAGAUUAAGCCGAGCGAUUUUGGUGUCGAAGAGGAGGAUCUUGACGAGUUUGAUGAGGACGACGAUAGUUUUGACUCGGAGGAGGAAGAGGAACAGGAUGGUAUAGACGGCAUUCUAGCGGAACAGAAGCUGCGCGCGAGGCAGCAGAGAUUAAAGAGCGGGGCCGGGGAGCCUCAGAAGCCAGAGGUCAAGGAGCUGAACAAGCUGAUGGACGGCUUCUUGGUGAGGUUACGAGCUGUGCUGAGUGAAUAAGGCCAUACAUCACCUAAAAGCGUGCAUCUCCAUGCAAAAACAUAAUAGAGUGGUUGGGAUAAGGCAACACUCAUAGACUCUUUGCAACGACGACCAUACUUUAACGGUAGUCGGCGCGGCGAUGGAAAGCAAGCUAACCAGACAUACAUAUUGUCAAGGAAAUUAUAGCUUACAGUUCCUUGGGCUUUGCAUACAAAUCUCCCACGAGCCAAUAUCUUUCUUAAAUUUAAUGGUUGGCUCACUGAGAGCAGAUGUUAAACCAA
Molecule: messenger RNA, 4273 nt
Organism: Verruconis gallopava
Lineage: Eukaryota; Fungi; Ascomycota; Dothideomycetes; Venturiales; Sympoventuriaceae
Exons: 5
Coding region: 1068-4010 (980 amino acids)
Molecular function (GO): phosphatidylinositol binding
Source: RefSeq, a predicted model, not a curated record